Orbilia oligospora ATCC 24927 is the source of this 3105-nucleotide messenger RNA. RefSeq lists its product as uncharacterized. The transcript is spliced from 11 exons. Gene Ontology annotation, cellular component: cytoplasm; ubiquitin ligase complex; nucleus. Gene Ontology annotation, molecular function: ubiquitin-ubiquitin ligase activity. Gene Ontology annotation, biological process: protein polyubiquitination. The coding region runs from base 1 to 3105 and encodes 1034 amino acids. Lineage: Eukaryota; Fungi; Ascomycota; Orbiliomycetes; Orbiliales; Orbiliaceae. The record is from RefSeq and is a predicted model, not a curated record.
AUGGAUAACCCUCCUGAUGCGGAGACUAUCCGCUUAAAAAGAUUAGCCCGGCUUGGAGCCUCGUUAAAAAGCGCUUCCGAAAGUUCUGCGUCUCCCUUGAGUUCGGCCACCCCCAGCAGCUCACGUCAACAAUCCCAAACACCGUCUGCAGGCCCAACAACCCAUAGCUUGAUAGCACAGCCGUUACCUUCCUUAAAACGCCCCGUCUCGCCCUCCUCAGGACACCCCAUCGAUCAUGCACGUGAAAAUCCUUCCCAGCGAGACAGCAAUUCGAAAGCAUCUUCUACUAUAUCCCUAGAGCAGUGGGAGAACGACAUAAUUGCUCAAACCUUUCGUGUUACAGUUCAAGAACGACUCUUUACUGAAGAAUGUAUCUAUCUUAGCGAUUUAUCCGAUGAAAUCAAGGCUCAAGGGAGAGAGCUCAGGUUGGGACUUCAGGAUCUCGACCAGAUAAUCAUAUCAGCAGCUUCUAUAGCUGUACAGCCUUUUGUGUUUCUUCGAGACUCCUAUAGACGGAUUAUAUCGAUAGCACAAAGACCACCGAAUCCCCGAUUGGAUGUAGCUUAUCAAACAAAAUUUGUCGCCGAACUCCGAAGAAUCUGUGUCGAUUUCUGUGGCCAUGCUCUUGUCGAACCGGAUAUUUUCGACACAUCCUCUCGUCCCUUCAAUCUCGCGGAGGGACUGCUAAAAGUUUCCGACGGGGAACCUGCCAUCCCAUCCGAACUAAUUAAUGAUUUGGCCGAAACCUUCGCUGGAAACCCCAACCUCGAAGGAGUAUUUCUUAAAGCCUUUAAUGAUAUGAGCUCUGGAUUGAAACACCUGGAACUAGUAGACGACUAUCAAAUAUAUACGAAUGCGCUUUAUCGCCUCGUCACAAUUAAGUCUAUGGCUAUCCUUUUCGCAACUAGCCCUAGCUUCUUACCUUCUAGCCUACGCCCACCUGAUUUGGAAGUUGAGACGCUCCUCGGACCCUACUUUAGAAUCUCGCCCCUUCAAGGACGCGUUGUCGAGACGUACUAUCCUAGCCCUAAAACACAAGCUCCCGCUGCACUAAAUCUAGCUAGUAGUUCUCUCCGGAUAUCUAUCAAAACUUACCAGGACCAACUGUUAGUUAUCAUCAAUUACCUUGUCAGGGCGUCCCCAACAGCGCGAGGCAGGGUAUUGGAUUUUUUUGCCACUGUGGUCAACUCGAACUCGAAAAGACGAGCCCUCCAAGUUCAAGAAAACACAGUUUCAUCAGAUGGGUUCUUACUCAAUGUCACUGCGGUUCUAAACAAGCUGUGUGAUCCGUUUAUGGAUGCUACUUAUUCCAAGGUCGACAAAAUCGACGCGCGAUACUUUAGACAAUACCCCAGGGUUGAUAUCAAGCAUGAGACAAAGAUAUAUGCCGAUCAGGCUACCUCCGAUACAUUUUACGAAAGCACAAUUGAAGGGAAACCGAAUUUUAACUCGGAGGUUUUUUUCUUAAAUGUGGCCGCGCAUCACGUGGGAUAUAUUGCUUGCAUCAACAACGCUGUCAACUUGUCACAUCAUUUAUCAGAUAUGGAGAAGAAUCUUGAGAGGCUCGAACAAGAGCGGGAACGUUUUCUUAACUCGCCUCAACUUGCGCAACUUGAUGCUAGCCUAAAGCUGCUCAAAGAAAGGCUCCAAAAAGGCUAUUCAUACCAAGCUGCCCUCGAGGGGCUCCUGGCUGACGAAAGCUCACAGCUCCAAGCCUUAUCUUUUAUGAAUUAUCUAACGGUGUGGCUCCUUCGACUUAUUUCACCGGAAAUGGGGUACCCCCAAAAAGGAUUUAAACUUCCGCUUCCUGCAAGUGCUAUCCCCGAGUUCUCGAACUUGCCAGAGUAUAUGAUUGACGAUAUUGCCGCGGUGUUUUGUCACGUUGUGCGAUCGUAUCCAUCGAGGGUUACUACACAACAAAGCGAUGGUGUAAUGGUUUUGGCUAUUACUCUGCUUCGGAUGUCAAGUUAUGUUAAAAACCCAUACUUGAAGGCCAAGUUGGUCGAAUCCCUGUAUCUCGGUAUUCUCCCCAUUCGCCCUGGUAGUGGCGAUCGAGGGGUUCUGGGUGAUCUUUUGAACGGUCAUGAAUUUGCGCUAGAUAACCUCAUGCACUCUUUGAUGUCCUUUUACAUCGAGGUUGAACAAACUGGAGCGCAUACCCAGUUUUAUGACAAGUUUAAUAUUCGUUACAAUAUCUCUCAGGUCGUCAAAUCAAUUUGGCGAAAUCCGACCUAUCGGGAGAAACUCGGACAAGAAAGUCGCAUCAACCCUGAUUUUUUCGUCAGAUUUGUUGCACUCCUUUUGAAUGAUGUUACGUUUCUCUUAGAUGAAUCUCUUUCUAAACUCACAGAGAUCCACCGUUUACAAGACGAACUUGAAAAGGAUUCUAGCGACGCCAGGGCUAGGGCGGAACAAGAGAGGCUACUAUCCUCGAAUGAGCACCAUGCCACUACGUAUGUGAGCCUUGCUAAUGAGACGGUACUAAUGGUCAAAAGGUUCACUGCCGCUAUUCCCGAUGCCUUUGUAUCAGCCGAGUUAGUACAUCGUCUAGCUGGAAUGCUGGAUUAUAAUCUUGUGGCGUUGGUUGGGCCGAAAUGCUCCAACUUGCGCGUCAAAGACCCCAAAAAAUAUAGAUUCGACCCUAGAGCUCUCCUCUCUGAGGUGAUCGAUGUAUAUUUAAACCUAGGGACCCGUUCUGAAUUUGUGAGGGCAAUUGCGAUGGACGGACGUUCGUAUAGCUCAGAUUUAUUCUCAAGAGCUUACGGCAUUCUUGCUAGAUAUGGAUUAAAGUCCCCUGAAGAGCUUUUGGUGCUUAAGAAGAUGGCAGAAGCGGUCCAAGAAGCCAAAAGAGCUGAUGAGAAAGGAGAAGAAGAAUUAGGAGAAGUACCCGAUGAAUUUUUAGAUCCUUUAUUAUUUACACUUAUGGAGAAUCCUGUCAUACUCCCCACCUCGAAAACUAGCAUCGACCUUUCAACUAUCAAGGCACAUCUUCUCAGUGACCCUACCGAUCCUUUCAACCGCUCGCCUCUUACGCUCGAUCAAGUAAUACCUAAUGUUGAGUUGAGGAAUAGAAUAGAAGCUUUCAAGGCAGAGAGGCGGGGAUAA